Drosophila miranda is the source of this 2301-nucleotide messenger RNA. RefSeq names its product heterogeneous nuclear ribonucleoprotein L-like. Gene Ontology annotation, molecular function: mRNA binding. Gene Ontology annotation, cellular component: nucleus. The transcript is spliced from 11 exons. The coding region runs from base 99 to 1649 and encodes 516 amino acids. Gene Ontology annotation, biological process: regulation of RNA splicing; mRNA processing. Lineage: Eukaryota; Metazoa; Arthropoda; Insecta; Diptera; Drosophilidae. The record is from RefSeq and is a predicted model, not a curated record.
CGGAGUCGAGGCUUAGGCCCCAAAAAAUCGCCAAAAUUCUACACCAACAAGCUUUAAUCAGCCCCGAGAUUUCGCUCCAGUUCGCAACGGCGACCACAAUGCCCUACAACGGCGCCAGCAACGGAAGCGGAGUAGCCGGCGGCGGCGGAGGGGCCACCAUAGUCGUCAGCGAGGGGCCCCAAAACAAAAAGAUCCGCACCGGUGUCCAACAGCCCGGCGAGAAUGAUGUGCACAUGCAUGCUAGGUCCACACAACAACAGAACCAGCAGCAAGCACUUAUGAACAAGUCAAAUGACGACCUACGGAGAAAGCGUCCCGAGACUACACGGCCAAAUCACAUUUUACUCUUCACCAUCAUAAAUCCCUUCUAUCCCAUCACAGUUGAUGUCUUGCACAAAAUCUGUCAUCCACAUGGCCAAGUGCUGCGCAUUGUCAUCUUCAAAAAGAACGGCGUCCAGGCCAUGGUAGAGUUCGACAACCUCGAUGCGGCCACAAGGGCGCGCGAGAAUCUGAAUGGGGCCGACAUCUAUGCCGGCUGCUGCACAUUGAAAAUUGAUUAUGCCAAGCCAGAGAAAUUGAAUGUGUACAAGAACGAGCCCGAUACCAGCUGGGACUAUACGCUGAGCACAGUUAAGGAUAUCGGAAAUGGUCGCUCGCCAUUACUGCAGGAGCCCCUAUACGGUACACGACCUCAGCCCUACAGUAAGUCGCUGUUUUCUAUACCCGAAAAUGUUGUUAUGCUUGAUAGCCAGCCACCGCUAUUGGGACCAGGCGCCGCCUUCCCGCCAUUCGGAGCCCCCGAAUAUCAUCCCACUACUCCGGACAACUGGAAGGGCGCCUCCAUCCAUCCCACUGGACUCAUGAAGGAGCCCACCGGCAUGGUGCCCGGACGCAAUGCUCCCGUCGCCUUCACACCUCAGGGACAGGCUCAGGGCGCUGUCAUGAUGGUCUAUGGCCUGGACCAUAAUACUUCGAACACGGAUAAGCUCUUCAAUUUGGUGUGCCUGUACGGCAACGUGGCCCGGAUCAAGUUCUUAAAGACCAAAGAGGGCACAGCCAUGGUCCAGAUGGGCGAUUCAGUGGCCGUUGAGCGUUGCGUACAGCACUUGAAUAACAUUCCCGUUGGAAUUUUUGCUGGCGGCAAAAUACAGAUUGCUUUCUCCAAGCAAAACUUCCUAUCCGAGGUGAUCAACCCAUUCUUGCUGCCGGAUCACACACCCAGUUUCAAAGAGUAUACUGGCUCCAAAAACAAUCGUUUCCUAUCGCCGGCCCAGGCCAGUAAGAAUCGCAUUCAACCACCGAGCAAGAUCUUGCACUUCUUCAACACACCGCCCGGUCUGACCGCGGACCAGUUGAUUGGAAUCUUCAACAUCAAGGAUGUGCCCGCCACAUCGGUGCGCCUGUUCCCCUUGAAGACCGAGCGCUCGUCGUCGGGACUGAUCGAGUUCCCCAACAUCUCGCAGGCGGUCCUGGCCAUCAUGAAGUGCAACCAUCUGCCUAUUGAGGGUAAAGGCACCAAAUUCCCAUUCAUCAUGAAGCUGUGCUUUUCUUCCUCCAAAAGCAUGAACGGAGCCUGGAACAAUGCGACCAACGAGGGCAUGAUCGAGAAGGAGAAUGCGGUCGACUCCAAGGUGGACAUCUACAAUUGAGAUUUGAUAACGAUUGUGUAAGCGAGGCCAACAACAACAGGCCCAUCAAGAACACACUACACAACAACCAAGAAGCAGAGGGCAUAAGACAACCAAUACUACAAAAACUACAAAACUACAAAAAUUAUAAAACUACAACAAGAACAUUCAGAGGUCUUAUACACGCGACAACACUCCAGUGCCAGCAGUAAAGGGGAAAAUGCUGAGGCAUCCAAUUGAUUGAUAAACUGAACUCAGAACCAGACAAAUCCAACCAGAAGACCACGGGGGCGCAAACGCAUGUACUUUUUUACGAGCCACUUACAUAGAACAACUGAACUCAUCUUCAAUGAUUCAGACACCCUUUAUUUUUCGUCCUAUGUAUGGUACGGACUCGUUAAAAAGCCAACACGCUAUGCACACUAUAUAGAAUAUUACAGGACAUUACAUGCGUUUGCGUGGCGACUGGAAAACAAAUGAAAAUGCUAAUAGGGCUACAAAAAAUGGAAGACGACGACUUUCUCACACAACAAAACGCAAGCCAGAAAGCACACUUACCAUUUUUUGUACUGCUUCCUGUUUCUCACACUUGAAUCCAUUUUAUCCAAUUGUAUGAUAUGUAACGUUUAACGAAACGAUAUAAACCGGAAUAAAACAAAAAUAAUAAAAUGAA